AUGUCCGCCGACGAGGCCAAGGCGGCCCAGGACGUCCCCCUCGACGACAUGGCCCACAAGGAGCCUCAUGAGGUUCAGUACGUCGACCGUCCGGCUGGCUGGAUCUACAAGAACUUCCGCAUCUUCGGCAGCGACCUCUGGUACGCCUCGCCCAAGAUCCAGCUGCUCAUGAUCUCCAUCGUCUGCUUCCUCUGCCCCGGCAUGUACAACUCCCUCACUGGCCUCGGCGGCGGUGGCCAGGUCGAUCCCACCGCUCAGGACCACGCCGGUGUCGCCCUCUACAGCACCUUUGCCGUCGUCGGCUUCUUCGCUGGAACCUUUGCCAACCGUCUCGGUCUCCGCCCGACCCUCGCCAUCGGUGGCCUGGGCUACUGCAUUUACGCCGCGUCCUUCCUCAGCUACUCGCACACCGAGAAUGUCGGCUUCGUCAUCUUCGCCGGCGCCUUCCUCGGUGUCUGCGCGGGUCUGCUCUGGACUGCCCAGGGAGCCAUCAUGAUGUCGUACCCGCCCGAGAACAGCAAGGGCCGCUACAUUUCGUGGUUCUGGAUCAUCUUCAACCUGGGCGCCGUCAUUGGCUCCCUCAUCCCGCUCGCCCAGAACGUCAACAAGAAGAAGGGAGCAGUCACUGACGGCACCUACAUCGCCUUCAUCAUUCUCAUGGUCAUCGGCGCCGGCCUGUCCCUUUGCCUCGUCGAGGCUAACAAGGUCAUCCGCGAGGACAACACCAAGGUCAUCCUCAUGAAGAACCCGUCGUGGAACAGCGAGAUCCGCGGCCUCUGGGACACUCUCUUCCAGGAGCCCUGGAUCCUGCUGCUGUUCCCCAUGUUCUUCUCCUCCAACAUCUUCUACACCUACCAGAACAACGACAUGAACGCGGCGCACUUCAACACCCGCACCCGCACCCUCAACAACCUGCUCUACUGGCUUGCGCAGAUCGUCGGUGCUGUUAUUAACGGCUACUGCCUCGACAUCCACUCCGUCCGCCGCAGUGUCCGGGCCAAGAUCUCCUUCGUUGUCCUCUUCUCCCUGACCAUGAUCAUCUGGGGUCUCGGCUGGUACUGGCAGAAGAUGCAGGUCAGCCGUGAGGAGGCUUCUGACCCCAACUACGACGGCCUCGUCGACUGGACCGAUGGUGGCCGCCUCUUCAUUGGCCCCAUGUUCCUGUACUUCUUCUACGGCUUUUUCGAUGCUAUCUGGCAAACCAACAUCUACUGGUACAUGGGUGCCCUUUCCAACUCUGGUCGCAAGGCGGCCAACCUUGCUGGCUUCUACAAGGGAAUCCAGAGCGCCGGCGCUGCCAUCUUCUGGCGCCUCGAUGGCCUCAAGAAGCCUUACAACACCAUCUUCGGCGCCACCUGGGGCUGCCUGGCCGCGUCCCUCGUCUUCGCCGCUCCCGUCAUCUGGCUUAAGAUCAAGGACUCCGUCUCCAUCGAGGAGGAUCUCAAGUUCAGUGACGAGACAGUUCAGGACGUCAUCGUUACUGGCGAGGAGAAGAAGACUGUUGUGUAA
Messenger RNA from Purpureocillium lilacinum, 1509 nucleotides. RefSeq lists its product as uncharacterized. Gene Ontology annotation, biological process: transmembrane transport. Gene Ontology annotation, molecular function: transmembrane transporter activity. Lineage: Eukaryota; Fungi; Ascomycota; Sordariomycetes; Hypocreales; Ophiocordycipitaceae. The record is from RefSeq and is a predicted model, not a curated record.